GUGACGCGUGGGUCGGUGACGUCAUCGCUGUACCUGAGUUUCGGGCCAGAGUCGGAAGUUUUACACACCGGACUGGGAGUGUCGGUGUGUGUUAAGUUUGUUGUGUGCGUUUUGUGCGUGUUGUUAGUGCGUGUAAGUCUUUAUUUAGAUUUGGAUCUUUAUUUACUCAGAAAACCGUUUGGAGUUUUAUUUUUAACUUCGCUGUUUCCUGCUUCCGGUUGGAGUCUCAGGGAGAUGUCUGUUCACCCUCGGCGUGUACGGCUGAAGCCGUGGCUCGUUGCUCAGGUGGAUAAUGGCACGUUUCCGGGUCUUGUGUGGCUCGACCGUGAAGCGAAACGCUUCCAGAUCCCAUGGAAACACGCAACACGUCACACAGCUCAACAGGAGGAGGAGAAUACCAUCUUCAAGGCGUGGGCUGUAGAGACUGGGAAGUUUCAGGAAGGUGUAGAUGAACCCGACCCUGCGAAGUGGAAAGCUCAGUUACGCUGCGCUCUUAACAAGAGCCGUGAGUUUAACCUCAUCUACGAUGGAACAAAAGAAGUUCCCAUGAACCCCCUGAAGAUCUAUGACGUGUGUGACAUCCCCGCCCCCCUCAGUAACCCUGGUUCCACAGGUUCUGCUCCUGCAUAUGACUCUGAUGGUGAAGACGAUGAUGUUCCUGAUACACCAGAACCUCCACCACCUCCAUAUCACCCACCAGUGGGCGGGUCUCCUCUGGCCCCACCUGUGUGGACUUCCCCAGGCUCCACCUCCCCCCUGCAGCCCUCCCCUCUGCAGCCCUCCCCCCUGCAGCCCUCUCCUCAGGUGUGGCCUAAAAAAGAGCCUCAGGACGUGGAGAUGAACACACCAGCAGCCAUGGAGAUCCAACCUGCUUCCAACAUGGACACACAGCCAAUAACUGACGUGCUGUUCACUACACCGGAGACCUGGAUCAGCUCUCUGCCCAUGACAGAUCUGGAGGUACAGUUUUAUUACCGUGGUAAGGAGGUGUGUCCAACGCUGACGGUCAGUAACCCGCAGGGCUGCAGGCUGUUUUACGGGGACCUGGGCCCGAUGGUGAAUCAGGAGGAGCUUUUUGGACCUGUGAGUCUGGAGCAGCUGCGUUUCCCGUCCACUGAGCACAUCACUAAUGACAAACAGCGUCUCUUCACCAACCGCCUGCUCGACGUCAUGGACCGCGGCCUCAUCCUGGAGAUCAGUGCACAUGACAUCUACGCCGUGCGUCUCUGCCAGUGUAAAGUGUACUGGUCUGGUCCAUGUGGUCCAAAUGCCAGUGCGCCCAACCUCAUCGAGCGCCAGCGCCGAGUCAAACUCUUCUGCCUGGAGACCUUCCUCAGCAGUGUAAUAGCUCAUCAGCGUGGUCAGUCUCCAUCUCUGCCUCAGUUUGAUAUUCACCUGUGUUUUGGAGAGGAGUGGCCUGAUGGACGUCCCAGAGAGAGAAAACUCAUCAUGGUGCAGGUAGUCCCUGUGGUGGCGAGGAUCAUCACUGAGAUGUUCAGUUCAGAUGGAACUCGUUCCUUUGACAGCUCCAGUGUGCGUCUCCAGAUUUCUGUCCCGGACAUAAAGGACAACAUUGUCACACAGCUCAAACAGCUGUACCGCCUGCUGCAGAAUCACCAGGGCAACGAGGCCUGGCCCCUCCCAUCUGCUGGCCCCACCCACCUGCCCCACCCCUUGCAUGCGCAGUGACUCCCAAAAACACACACAAACACACACACAGCCUGAGUAAGCUUUUACUCUGGACUCAGUCUCUCUCUCUCUCUCUCUCUCUCUCACACACACACACACAUACACACACAUACACACACACACACACACGCAAACACACAGCCAAGUUUUUCUUGUACAUUUAUAUACAUUUAUUUAGUUUAUUUGAAAUAUUACUGCUUUUAGUUUUUUGUAGCAUCGAGUGUUUGUGUUUAUAAAUUUGUUGCAUGUUUGUGGUUAUAGAGUUGUGUGUUUGUGUUUAUAGAUUUGGCAUAUUUGUUUAUUAAACAGAUAUUUUAUGUAAAUGAGGUCAGUUAGACACUAAAUGUAUGUAUCUACUUUUGCUGUUGGUGGGCGUGUCUGUAGUCUCACUGUCUUAUGCUUAUAGCAAAUUAAAGCUAUUUUAUUAGUGACCUUCUUGUCUGAUUGGCUAAAUACACACUCUUUCCUUUUCACCAUUAUGCACUAUUUAAAGUGGACAUUGGCCAUAAGACUGCUGUAGUCUGGGGACUGUCCUAAUUCUGCUGUCAUUCCCUUAAUCCUCAUCAAUUUUAUCACGUCUUUGUCAUGUCUACUUUAUGUCUACUGUCAUGUAAUUUUUUUGUCAGAUAAAAAUAAACAUUUUCUUUCAGUUGGUAAGAGA
Messenger RNA from Pangasianodon hypophthalmus (striped catfish), 2350 nucleotides. It is a transcript of the gene irf6, whose product is annotated as interferon regulatory factor 6. The record is from RefSeq and is a predicted model, not a curated record. Gene Ontology annotation, cellular component: nucleus. NCBI's taxonomy places the organism in Eukaryota, Metazoa, Chordata, Actinopteri, Siluriformes, Pangasiidae. Gene Ontology annotation, biological process: immune system process; regulation of transcription by RNA polymerase II. Bases 235 to 1689 code for a protein of 484 amino acids. Gene Ontology annotation, molecular function: protein binding; DNA-binding transcription factor activity, RNA polymerase II-specific; RNA polymerase II cis-regulatory region sequence-specific DNA binding. The transcript has 8 exons.